Molecule: messenger RNA, 1176 nt
Organism: Rhododendron vialii
Lineage: Eukaryota; Viridiplantae; Streptophyta; Magnoliopsida; Ericales; Ericaceae
Exons: 4
Coding region: 292-870 (192 amino acids)
Source: RefSeq, a predicted model, not a curated record
UUGGAAAAAAGGAUCUCUUUUAUUUUAAUUAUCCUUUUUUUGUGGGCCACAAAAAAAAAAAGAAGCUAAUCUGGCAUGAGAAACUUUAGGCAUCAAAGCCCGGCCAUCCCUUGUUGAAAAAGCACUCGACUUGCGAACAGGGCAGGAGAGAGAGAGAGAGAGAAAAAAAAAAAACCAUCAUCAUUCCAAAAGCAGAAGCCCCAAAAAAGAUCUCUAGAGAGAGAGGAAAAAAAAGAUAAAGAGAAAGGAUUCGAGGUAGAAGAAGGGGUUUUUUUUUCAGAAAUCAAGAAGAUGCAAACAACCCAGAGGCAAGGAGGCAGCGAGCAGCUACAAACACUGAUGCAGCAGACACAGAUAUCCUCAGGGCCGCCGCCGCCGCAGCCGCAGCUGCAUCAGCAAAUCUCUGGAACUCUAAGCUUCAAUGGAACUCUAUCGAAGGAAGAUGAAGAGAUGUCCAAGUCGGCCCUGUCCACUUUCAGGGCCAAGGAGGAGGAGAUCGAGAAGAAGAAGAUGGAGGUAAAGGAGAAAGUCCAGCUCCAGCUCGGCCGGAUCGAGGAAGAGACCAGACGCUUAGCUAACAUUCGCGAGGAACUUGAGUCGUUGGCAGAUCCAAUGAAGAAAGAAGUCUCACUUGUUCGUAAGAAGAUAGAUUCGAUCAACAAGGAGCUAAAGCCAUUGGGGCAGACUUGCCAGAAGAAGGAGAAAGAGUACAAGGAUGCUCUUGAGGCUUUCAAUGACAAGAACAAGGAGAAAGUACAGCUAAUUUCCAGAUUGAUGGAGGUUGAUCAGCUGGUGAGCGAAAGCGAGAGAUUGAGGAUGAAGAAGCUGGAGGAGUUGAGCAAGUGCAUAGAAACGUUUCGUCGGGAUUGAUAACCUAAUGCGGAUUAACUAAUUAAUUAGGUUUGUGUGAUGUAUUUAAGUAAGAAAACUACUCUAUGUAUAUUGUGGUUUCUUGGGUGUUCUGUUCUAUCAUUUUCAUGUUUGUUUAAUUAGCUUUUCGCAGAUCGUUUUCUGAUUUAGGAAAAGGGGAGUACCCCUAGAAACAAGUUUGUAGCCAAAACAGGUCUUUGGAUUCUUCUCACUUUUCUUCUUUUACUUUGUACUUUGUUGUCUCUUCAGUUCUGUAAGUUAUGGUGUAUUGUUUUGGAAAGGAUAUGGUUGUUGUGGUGGCUUAAA